UUGAGUCUAAAUCUACUUUCUCCUUUCUAGGUUUCAUGUAUCCCUAAAUCUCUCUUUUUUUCUCUAAAAUCCUGCAAAUUCAAGCUACAAAAAUGAGUGUUCCCAUGGAAAUCAUCGCACAAGAAGCUUCUAACUGCGAGAAAUCUGAUAACAUUGAAGUUCCUACGGAGCCGGAACCUCUUCCUGCACUUGUUGAAGACAAAGUUAUCGUUUCUGUUGAAGUUUGUCUAAAGCCAGCUAGCACUGCUCGGAUUGAAGAUGUUCGCUCUGCUGUUGAGAGAAUGCUAGAUACAAGGAGUAUGAGCUAUGUAGAUGGUCCAAUUCCAGUACCUGUAGACGAUGAAUUUCUUAUUAACAACGUACAAAAGAUUUGUAUUUGUGAUACAGAUGAAUGGGUGGAGAAUCAUGGUGUACUCCUGUUCUGGCAAGUAAAACCAGUUGUGCAUGUAUUCCAGCUUAGUGAGGAAGGGCCAUGUGAAGAGCUUAAUGAGGAGGGACAACUUUCUAGCUUUGAUGAAUGGAUUCUACCUGCCAAAGAGUUUGAUGGAAUGUGGGAAAGUUUGAUCUAUGAAUCUGGCCUCAAACCGAGAUUACUGCGAUAUGCAGCAUCUGCUUUGCUCUUUACUGAAAGGGGUGUUGAUCCUUUCCUUGUCUCAUGGAACCGUAUCGUUCUUCUGCAUGGGCCUCCCGGGACAGGCAAAACAUCAUUAUGCAAAGCAUUAGCUCAAAAGUUAUCAAUAAGAUUUAACUACAGAUAUUCACAGUGUCAGUUGAUUGAAGUUAAUGCCCAUUCCUUAUUCAGCAAAUGGUUUUCAGAAAGUGGCAAAUUGGUUGCAAAGCUUUUUCAGAAAAUACAAGAAAUGAUCGAGGAAGAAAAUAAUCUGGUAUUUGUUCUGAUUGAUGAAGUUGAAAGCCUGGCUGCCGCUAGGAAAUCUGCAUUAUCUGGAUCUGAACCUUCAGACUCCAUAAGGGUGGUGAAUGCUCUCCUUACCCAAAUAGACAGAUUGAAAUCAGCACCGAAUGUUAUAAUUCUCACCACGUCCAAUAUCACUGCAGCUAUUGAUGUAGCUUUCGUUGACAGGGCUGAUAUAAAGGCAUACGUAGGCCCUCCUACUCUUCAGGCACGAUACGAAAUACUGAGGUCCUGCCUACAGGAGCUCUUAAGAACAGGAAUCUUAUCGGGACCUAAGGAUGACAAUGCUUUCAUUCUCCCAAAUUAUUCUACCUGCAAAGAGAAACUCAACACAACCCUCUCAGAAGAAUCUCAAAGCCUGACCAUUUUUUGCAAAAAUCUGCUGCAGGCCGCCGAGGCAUGCGAGGGCUUGAGUGGAAGAACUCUAAGAAAACUCCCUUUCUUAGCUCAUUCAGCACUAGCCAACCCUUUAAACUGCGAGAUUGGAAAAUUUCUUUGCACGAUGAUGGAUACUGCCACGAGAGAGCGAUCUGAGAUGCCAGAUCAAUGAUAUUUAAGCAUAUGUAUUGAAGAAUGACAAUCUGUCAUGCGAGGUUUGUCAAAAUUUAUAUACCAUGAUACAAUCAAAAAAUGGUAUUCUUCUUGAACAGAGAAACCAUGAUUAGUCAACCACAAGCAUUAAUGUAAACUUGAAAGAGUUGAAAUGCUAGUUUGUAAGAUUGAAUUUGUAUCAUCAGUAUUAUUAUUAGGAUGCUUUAAAGUCUUGACCCAUAACUGUCAGAAUUCUUGCAUUAAAUUUUGAUAUUUAGUUAGUUUGUAAGCAAAA
Messenger RNA from Impatiens glandulifera, 1739 nucleotides. RefSeq names its product pachytene checkpoint protein 2 homolog. Gene Ontology annotation, molecular function: ATP hydrolysis activity; ATP binding. NCBI's taxonomy places the organism in Eukaryota, Viridiplantae, Streptophyta, Magnoliopsida, Ericales, Balsaminaceae. Gene Ontology annotation, biological process: reciprocal meiotic recombination; meiotic recombination checkpoint signaling. The transcript has 14 exons. The coding region runs from base 93 to 1463 and encodes 456 amino acids. The record is from RefSeq and is a predicted model, not a curated record. Gene Ontology annotation, cellular component: nucleus; chromosome.